AUGAACUACAUUCAGCUCGAGAAGCUGGGGGAGGGCACAUAUGCGACCGUCUACAAAGGGCGGUCGCGUGUCUCCAACGACAUCGUAGCCCUCAAGGAGAUUCACCUCGAUGCAGAGGAGGGAACUCCUUCAACGGCAAUUCGAGAAAUCUCCCUCAUGAAGGAGCUUCGUCACACCAACAUCGUCCGCCUGCACGAUGUCAUUCACACAGAGUCGAAGCUCAUGCUCGUCUUCGAGUUCAUGGAGCAAGAUCUCAAGAAGUUCAUGGACAUUCACGGCGACCGAGGAGCACUCGAUGCGGCGACUGUGCGCAGCUUCAUGUUUCAGCUGCUCAAGGGUACAGCUUUCUGCCACGAGAAUCGCGUCCUCCACCGCGACCUCAAGCCGCAGAAUCUUCUCAUCAACAAGAAGGGUGAGCUCAAGCUGGCCGACUUCGGUCUCGCACGAGCAUUCGGUAUCCCCGUCAACACCUUCUCAAACGAAGUCGUCACACUAUGGUAUCGCGCUCCCGAUGUACUUCUGGGGAGCCGCACCUACUCAACCAGUAUCGACGUCUGGUCCGCCGGCUGCAUCAUGGCUGAGAUGAUCAGCGGUGUCCCUCUGUUUCGAGGAAGAGACAACAAUGAUCAGCUGAAUCAGAUUCUGCGCAUCUUGGGCACACCCGACGAACAGACGAUCAAGCGUCUCGUCAACGACUCGCCCGAAAUCCAGAUUCGACCCUUCCCUCGCAUGCCCAAGGUCCCAUUUCAACAGCUCUACCCAAAGGCUCAUCCGUUGGCUAUUGACCUGUUGGAGAAGUUGCUCAAGUUCGACCCGACGCAGCGCAUCUCGGCAGAAGAUGCCCUCAGACAUCCGUACUUCACUACGUCGGCUGCUGUUCAGGGCUCGGCAGGACAGCAGACAGCGUCAUCGCAGGGAGGUAGCAAUCAGCAUCAACAGCAGCAGAAUGGAUCGGGGUCAGCGCCCUCAUCAACUUCCUCUGCUGCGGCGGCUGCGGCGUGGAACUCACAGCAGCAGCAGGCUCAAGCACAACAGAGAGCAGCUCAAGCUCAAGCGCAGGCUCAGGCACAGGCACAGGCACAGGCUCAGGCGCAAGCUGUCGCUCAGGCUCAACAGCAGGCCGCCGCAAUGGCGCAGCAGCAACAUGCGCACCACCAGCAACACUACAUGUCAUGA
Jaminaea rosea is the source of this 1176-nucleotide messenger RNA. RefSeq names its product Pkinase-domain-containing protein. Gene Ontology annotation, biological process: protein phosphorylation. The transcript has 3 exons. The record is from RefSeq and is a predicted model, not a curated record. Gene Ontology annotation, molecular function: ATP binding; cyclin-dependent protein serine/threonine kinase activity. NCBI's taxonomy places the organism in Eukaryota, Fungi, Basidiomycota, Exobasidiomycetes, Microstromatales. Bases 1 to 1176 code for a protein of 391 amino acids. Gene Ontology annotation, cellular component: cytoplasm; nucleus.